Messenger RNA from Vitrella brassicaformis, 5267 nucleotides. The record is from the annotation of a GenBank genome assembly. Lineage: Eukaryota; Vitrellaceae.
CCCGGACUUAAUGAAUGUGUACGAUCCUGGUCCGGUCUGCUAUGUACUGGAUACGUCUACAAUGAAUUCGUACCAUCAUCACCCCCGGCACCCCCGACAUCCAACAGCGGGCCAUAUGCAUUGCAAAUCAGCCGUCUUGUCCGGCAGUUGUACACACAUCCUACUCAUACACAGACUAGACAUAUAUGUAUGGUCAAACACAAAGCCAAGACACUGAUGGGCGAAUGGGUGUGUUCGACCCUCCUUCGCCUGUGUCCAUGAGUCAGUCACGUAGUCCCUGACACCCACACCCACAUGGCGAGAGAAAUGAGCGAUAUAUACACACCCACAUAGGGGAGGGAGGACCCAUGCAGGGGGGCAGGGCCAUGGGAGAGGGGGGCGGGGAGCUGCGAUUGUCACCAUAUAUAUAUGUAGGUCUGUCUGUCUGUCUGUCUCUGUAUGUCUGAACACACUGGGCGAUACAUAUGCGUCAAAAACAGCAGACACACCACUGUCAAAACGUAAUGCAGACAGUGCGAAAAGGCAUCGCACAGACAGGCGAACCACACGCUGACUUGACUAGGCCGCACUUGUCUCUCUCUUGAUUGACCGUGGAGCCUUCGGACACGCUGGAGCAGCCAGGUCAGGUGCCUCUCGACGUUGUGGCUGAUGCGCACCAGCCGCUCCAGACAGCCAGCGUCAUGGUUGAUGCGCUUGAUGUGCUCCUCAAUCUCCUGACUGUCCCCCUGAUCGCUGCAUACACCACACACACAGAUGUGGUGGGCAUCCAUCCAUCCAUCUGUGCCUCAUUCUCUUCUCUCACAUGAACUGCAGAUCCAUGAGGGUGAGAUAUUCCCUUUCGAGCUGCAACAGCAGAUCCAUGAGGGGCAGAUGCCAGCCGCGCCCAGCCCCGCCUUGCUCGCCAUCCUCCUGCUGCUGCUGCUGCUGCUGUUGAUGGUGAUCACUGGUGUCUGCGGGCGACAGACUGGGCGGCGAUGCUGACGGGCCGGACGGCAUCAUGCCCUGCUGCUGCUGCUGCUGCUGCACUUGCACGUUCUCCGAACACCUGGACACCCACCCACCCACCCACAGACGAGCUAUGUGGGAAUGCACAGACCUCCAUCCCCUCCUACUAGUUUUGGCUUACUCCUGCACGUCUGGCUGGAAGUGGCCAUGCGGCUGCUCGGCUCCGCUGGGCCGUGCGAGUUCAGCAACGGCGCCCUGCAAGAUGAUGUGGAACUUUCGAGCACGGUCGGUCAGCUGCUCCAGGUGCUGCUCGACCCUCCAGCUUAACUCCGCAAGCCACUCCUGCCCGCUCAGGUCACGGUACUCCUUGAUGUGCUGCUCCAUCUCGCGCUGAUCCGCCUCAGUGGCACAACUUAAUUCAGCACCCACACACACACAGACGUGACGGCCAUCCAUCCAUCCAUCCAUCAGUGUCUCUCUCCCUCUCCGCUCACCAGAAGUGUAAACUCAAGGCGGUGUGGUACUCCUUCUCGAGCUCCCCAUUGGACAGGUUCCGGAGCAUGCCCUGGAUCAUCUCAACGCGCUCCUCGAGGGGCAGCUGGACGCAGAGAUGUCUGCGGGGGCCAGGCACUCGGGCGAGAUGGUGGACGACGUUGUCGAGGACCAGAUCCACAUAACGAAUCAUCUUCUGAGUCCGCCAACUGAUGCAUGGGCCAAGCCAAAGACACACACGCACGGGCAGACCGACAGGUAGAUGAUCUCUUGCCGUCUUUCUUUGAGAACAGACAGAUGCCGCAGACCUCGUAGUGAGGGUCUUGACCGCGCGGUAUAGAGCUUCACUGGCACGAAGACAUCGACAGCAUGCCGUAUGCGGGGCUUGUGUAUGCGUGUGUGUGUGUCUGUGUGUCCUUACACGUCGGCCUGAGGCUCUUUCUGGUAGGAGAUAUCACGACCCUCAUACAUACAGCCUUCACCCUCUGUCAAGUCCUGGGUCGACCGCAAUCUGACACUGACGCCGUGCUUCUCCAACGCGCUGACCGUCUCGAUGAUUCGCCUACAGACGCGCGCGCACACACAUGCAGACACAGACACACCGCACGCACCAUCUGCUCAUUCCUAAUCCUCUCCAUUGUGUUCCUUACUUGUGUAGCCGGUCUCUGUUGGCCACAGAUGCCGGUAUGGCUGGCGGAUCCGUCGAAGAUGAGGGCGACGACAACGCGGGCGUGGAGUUACCUGGAUGCAGGGAGCGCCAUACACCACAUUCAACAUGACAGCAACAACACGUGAGCAAGCAGGUUCCGGUGGCCUACCGUCAGAUGCGGUGCGCAACUUGUUGACGGCUGCAUCCUUCCCCACCGGCCUGACCUGGCGCUUCUGCGCAUGACACACCAUGCCCGCCAGACAAAGUCGCUAUCGCUUGAGGCCUUCCCUCCCGUCGUGCUGUGCCUGACUGCCUGACCUGCAUGGCGUAGAUUUCGAUGUCGUCAGCAGUGAAGUCCACACACCCCACCAGACUCUCCCACUUGCUGAUGAUGAAAGGAUUGACGGCCAUGGCGUCCCCCCAAGAUUCUUCGGGGCAUACCAUCCUGGUCGUGUGCGGCCAGACGAAGUGACAGACCCGACGGAGAUCACCGGCCGGGCCAGUCACCGCCUCCCCGUCAGCAGGGGACACCACACCAUCCCUCGCGAGAAGGCCAUUUGUAGCGUAGCCCAGCCAGAGGCGGCCUCCCGCAAUUGCCACACUGCCCGUCGGACGGCCGACCAUCGCACAGCCGACCAUGUCCACCACUGCGUCCUCUGGCCCUGCCAGCUCCACGAUCCAGUCGUGCUGCGGCACCUCCACCGGCGUGAUGCCCUCAUCCUUUCUGGUGGAGAAGAAGGUCACGGGGCAGUUGAUCUCAAACGUGGCAGGGUCACGUCCUGGACGGCUCUUGGCAAGGACCACCCCCCAACGCAUCAUGUGCUCGAUCGACGUCGAGCAGCCCAACGGACUGCGAUGCACUCGGAAUGGAGACGUGGGGUGGUCGAGUAGACAAGCCAGUUUGUGGGUGUCGGUGCGUUUGACGACCAGCAGGAGGGGCGUGGCCUUGACGUCAAACUCGCUAAAGACUGUUCUGGGAUACUUGUCCGCCUGCAGGAGUGUGCUGCCCUCGCCGACCUUGGCCAUCAUCGUCUCAUGCGACCAGCCGUCACGACGCGCCCUGAGAGAGAGAGAGAGAGAGAGAGAGAGAAGACACGAUGUCGCUCUGCCGCACAUGCCCUGUGUAUAUGUGUAUAUGUGUAUGUGUGUAUUGCUGUCUGUCUCACUUGUAGAGGAGGUGCGCGGAGGCCUUUCCUUCGCUCGCCACGCUGACGAGCUCUUUGAACUGCACCUCAGGCAAUAUCGGGGGAGCCACCUCGUCACUCCACACCUGCAUGCGACCAGAACACAAACCAGACACACAUCAGCAAACACUCUCACAUCACGCUAGCUGCAUGCUUAAGCCAACGCACCCGCCCGCUGACCUCAUAGAAUUCGAUGCAUCGAGCCCUUCCGAACGUCACACCGGUGCCUCUGAAUGAGUCGGCGCCGUUCCGCAGCUGCGCCGUCCGCUGCUGCGUCUCCUCGGCAGAUGGGAGAAGGCACACCCGGCACUUCCGCAUAUCGUCGUCCUUGCCGACCCCCAGCCACAAUCGCCCGCCGGCCAAGGCCACACGGCCCUUGACGGUCUCAUCGUUGGUGGCCUUGACGACGCCAGUGACGCCGCCGUGGACCCCUGCGGCGAUGACGAAGUGGUCGUGCUGUCCGUCGUCCUCUGGCGGCACCUCGGUGGUGACGAUGCGCUUCUCGCCAGCCUUCAUGGUCAUCCGGUGGAAGGUGACCUUGCGGCCGGUGAGCUGGGGAAAUGUGCUGUCAGUGCGGAGGGGGAGGGGGCCGUCGAUGUGACACAGGAGCCGCUGCGCGUCGUUCGUCUCGAUGACCAUCAGGCGCUCUCCCACACCACCACCACCACCACCACCCAGGUAGCUCAUGAGAUCAGCGUACGACACGGCAUCCUCCUUCCUAGGAAAACUCCUAAACACACACACACACACACACACAUACACCCAUUAUUCUUCCCAUUGUCCCCUUCCCUUGUCGUUGCCGUACGUGUGGCGGUGGCGGAUGUUGUAUGUCUUGCCCAGGACGCAGCGAUAGGCCUGCUCGAAGACGCCGUACAUCUCACACAUGUCGGCCAGCCCCCUCGGGUCGUCCGAGAAGGGCGGAUACGGCAGAUCGCUGUCCUCGACGCCGCCGUCGCCCGACAUCCGAAUGCGCCGCGCCCAGUCGACCACCCUGCAGACAGGACAGAGAGAGAGUCGCAGGCCGUUGUGGCUUGUGUGCUGCUGUCUGACGUGCGUACUUUUGGAAGUGUGUGACCCGCUUGUGGAACUGCUCCACAGUCUCACCCGCACUCCGCGAAUCAGUCGUGGAAAACCUGCACACACACACACAACACUGAUGCCACCCUGCAUGUGCCGCUGUGUCCUUCCCUCCCUCUGUCCCUCUGACUGACUGACUGACUGACCAUUUGAAUUGGUGGUCGAGCAGUUCGAAGUGCUCGAGCGUGGCGUCAGUGGUCGACACCGCACACACACACGUGCCGACGCCGCUGUCGGUGAAGAUCAUGGUCUUGACCUCACGGCCGCCCCUCCCGCCACAGUCGGCCUUGAUGAAGGGUCCCACCAGCGCCAUGAAGCCCGCCACGGCCGCUUUGCCCUCACUGCUCGGCGCCUUGUUGUCGGUGCUCAUCAAUGUGGGAGCGAGGAAGCGCAGGCGAUAGUCAGGAAAAUCCGAUCUAAGGAAGCUGCUGCCUGGCACACCACUCAACAGCCCAGCCAACCUGCCAACCAGAAGCACGCAGCGACAGACAGACAGACAGACAGACAGGCAGCUGUGAGUGAUUGCCCUGCCCGCGUGUUUGUGUGCCGCUGUCUGCCCACUCACUGAUGCACUCACCGGAUGAAGAACUCGGGAUCAGCGUCGAUGAAUGGGACGUCAUUGUCGUCGGUCAGCAGCCACAUGGGGAAGCGGUGAAGCAGCACAGAGAGGCACGACUGCUGCCACUCGGAGCGAAGCAGUGCACCGACUGGGAAGCCAAUGACGCGGCCGCCGACGUUGAUCUUCAUCUGUUGCUUCUCGCUGUCGUGGCUGCUGCUGCCUUCGGUGGCAGCGGUGGCCGGGCUGCUCUUCAUGGUUGCUUCCGUCAGAGGAGUGGCGAUGGGAUAGAAAGACGAUGCUGGUCACUCUUCAGAACACUCGAGCAUCGAACGAUGAGUAUACUGCUGCCAUAAAAUUCAAU